GGAUCCCAGGACUAGGGAGCGAGAACAGCGGCGUCGCUCGUAGUCGGUGCACAACCUGCAACCCGGCGCCUUCGAACAUCGGUUGGCACCGUUUAAGCGCCGCGAGGCUAGACGACGAGGCCUGAUAGCGCGGAAUCACGACGCCGACGAGAACGACGAAAACGACGACAGCAACAACAACAACAACGACGACGACGACCAAGACGACGAAGACGAAGACAAGAACGACGAGAGCGAGAAGGCGGAAGAAGAGACUCCCCUCCACGAUUUUUCACUGGGUUAUAAAAAAUCUUCAUAUUCUCGAAUCGCAUCCACCGCCACCACCGCCACCGUCGUCGACGCAUUUUUACCGACGACGAAGACGAAGACGAAGACGACGAUGACUAUGACGUGAUACGCGUAGGCGUACGAACAAGUGAUACCGGGACGAUUGAUCAUCCUUGACGUGUCCUACGGAAAUUUUUAUAAAAUAUCGGCGCUAAUUUCGCAAGAAUUAUAUUUAAUCACAAACUGCCUUCCGCUUCGAAUCAAUUCCGCGGCAAAGUGUUACAACGCGUACGAAUUGACGAAUUAACGAAUAAACAAGUAAACGAUCAAUGAUAAGCUCGAUGAAUUUUCACGAAAAACAUUGCACGCUGUAGUGUUAAUAUUUAAUCGAACAUGGUUACGCUAUGCGGUAUAUCAUACGUCGGUUUAAUUUUCAGUGACGAAAUACGUCACCCUCGUUAAAAUUAAAUACAUGGACAUUUGCAGAGAUACACGGAUAACAGACAAUAUUAACGUAACGGUAUAAAGGUAACGAGUGCACGUAUACAAUACACAUAUAUUCACGCGUGCAAUUACACGCGUCUAACACAUAUUAUUAUAUGCGGUAUACACGUAUGAACAUAAAUAUACGCAACAACUGUAAGUGUAAAAAAGUAUUCCACGAUCUGUGAAUAAAUAUUGGCACCUGCCAAUUACAUCAAGUGCUCAACUGUGAUAUUUCAAGUGAUAUAAAUAAUAGUGAAUGUUUUUUACCUCGCAGGCCUCGUCUCUUUAACGAUACUAAAUGUCCACAAGUUGGUUGAACGUUGUCCUGGCUUUAGCGCUGGCUGUGGCAUUGGCUCUACCGCAUUUCUCUAGCGCCCAGUCGGACAUCUUUCAAUUCGGUGCGGAAAAACGAAAAACACUAGGCACCAAGAAGUACUGCGGUAAAAACCUGGCCGACGCUCUUCAAGCCAUAUGCGACGGGGUUUACUUUCAGAUGUUUAAGAAAGGUGGGCAAGAAAUGGAGAUGGACGACUACAACUACGGGUACGACGACAGCUACCCGUUCAGAACGAGGGCGAGUGCCAAUGCCAUGAUGGGACGUUUCGCCGGUGGACGAUUCAAACGACAACCUCGCGGUGUCCACGACGAGUGCUGCGCAAAGCCCUGCACCGUCGGCGAGCUGUCGAGCUACUGCGGCCGUUAGAAGUUUAACAACACGCCGAAGCAUACUUGCAAGUCGGACGACACAUGGCUCGCGCACACUGUACACAAUCGCAUACAUAUUACACGUUUAUAUUACAACACACACGCACACGCACACACAGACACCACAAGGCGAAACGCGGCCACCCCUGUUGAGAUAAUUGAAUUAAGGAAAUAACAAUAAUAUUAUUACUAAUUAUGAUAGUGAUAAUGAUGAUAAUAAAGUCUCUGUCGCUUUUACAUACUCACUGUACUUGGAACGCGAUGUGUAUACUUCAUAACCACGCCUCUUGUUAUUAUACCCUCGUCGCAACGCGUCGAUGAAAUUGAAAUCGAAGUCAACGACUCGAGAAAAAAAAUAAAUAAAUAAACAAAUAA
Messenger RNA from Neodiprion virginianus, 1833 nucleotides. RefSeq names its product LIRP (gene Ilp3). Bases 1052 to 1456 code for a protein of 134 amino acids. The transcript is spliced from 3 exons. Lineage: Eukaryota; Metazoa; Arthropoda; Insecta; Hymenoptera; Diprionidae. Gene Ontology annotation, cellular component: extracellular region. The record is from RefSeq and is a predicted model, not a curated record. Gene Ontology annotation, molecular function: hormone activity.